UGGCUGUGAAAGCGGCCGCAAGGCAUUGUGGGAGCGGCUGAGGCGGUAAAAUGGCGGAUCUGGCAAACGAAGAAAAGCCUGCUAUAGCACCUCCUGUGUUUGUGUUUCAAAAGGACAAGGGGCAGAAGAGAUCUGCAGAUGGGUCCAGUCCAGAGCAAGGUGAAGAUUCUGACAGAGAGGAUGGAAGUUACUGUCCACCAGUGAAACGUGAACGUACCUCAUCUUUCUCUCAGUUCCCACCUUCACAGUCUGUAUCUAAGAACAAUGUCUUCAUGCCAUCCAAUUUCUGCCAGCCUUCCACUGGUAACUCUGAUUCAGAACCAGAGGAAAAGUGCAGUGGAUUCAGGCUAAAACCCCCUACACUUAUCCACGGUCAGGCCCCCAGUGCCGGUCUCCCUAGCCAGAAACCGAAGGAGCUGCAGCGCAGUGUGCUACGUCCAGCAGUAUUACAAGCUCCCCAACCCAAGAGUUUCCCAACAUCAUUUCUCAGCAGUGGAACAAAUGGUGUCAGUUUGACCUCUGAAACAUCUAUGUCCUCCCCAGAUAGUACAAUGAGCAAUCCAUCUUCUCAUCAAGUUACUUCAGAUGCUGAGAUAAAGGACGGUAACGUUCAGGAGUCUGACAGAGAUGGCAUUGAAGGCUCAGAACGAGCUGAUCAGAAUUCCCCUCAGUCAUUUGUAUUUGGUCAAAAUCUGCGGGACAGAGUGAAACUGGAAGGAGAAAGGAAAGCAUCGGUUGAUGGAGAAAACGCAGGAAUGCAAAAUGCAGACGCUCCAGCACAGACCAACUACUUCCUGCAGUACAUCAGUUCAAGCCUAGAGAAUUCGGCUCAUAAAGCAGAAGCAGCCGGCAACAAAUUUGUUUUCGGGCAGAACAUGAUAGAGAGAGUUUUGAGUCUACCCAAAGCCGAGACCAGUUCAGACAGCAACAAGGAAAAUGCAGUUUUGGAAUCUGGAUCGGAGGGUUCUUCGCUGGAGAACACUCCAGAAAAAUCUAAUAACAUCUCUGAAUCACUGGCUGAAUCUGCAGCUGCUUACACAAAGGCCACCGCUAAGAAAUGUUUACUGGAGAAAGUGGAGGUUAUCACAGGAGAGGAGGCCGAAAGCAAUGUACUACAGAUCCAGUGUAAGCUGUUUGUGUUUGAUAAGGUGUCCCAAUCCUGGGUGGAGAGAGGCCGUGGCUUACUUCGGCUCAACGAUAUGGCCUCCACUGAAGAUGGCACAUUGCAGUCUAGGCUAGUUAUGCGCACCCAGGGUAGUUUAAGGCUAAUCCUCAACACCAAACUCUGGGCCCAGAUGCAAAUUGAUAAAGCCAGUGAGAAGAGUAUCCGGAUAACUGCAAUGGAUACAGAAGACCAAGGGGUCAAAGUCUUUCUUAUUUCGGCAAGCUCUAAAGAUACCGGACAGCUCUUUGCGGCAUUGCAUCACCGUAUUCUUGCCCUGAGGAGUCGCGCAGAACAGGAAGUAGAGAUAAAGUGCCCUGAACCGGUUGGGGAGGUGACCCAGUCCAAUGAGGAAGACAGCGAUGAUGACGUCCUGACCCCAACAGGAACAGUUGCUGGAGUUCCCAGUGACGAAGGAGACAAGCCACCUUCCUCCAGUACAUAGCAGCCCCUUACCAGUAAUGGCCCACCUUGCAGGGUGGCGGUCCACUGCUACCUUUCCCUCAUGCCUCUUGGAGUAUUCAAGACCAUCUUCUGAUAUCAAGGCAGGGUCAAGGACAGACUUUUCACCUGCCCCAGGAACUGUUUAAUCUUUUGUUCAUGUUAAACACAGCAGAUAAAAAAAACUUUUGGGCUCCCAUUUUUUUUUAUGAUUUUUGAAGGGUUAAACGGUAUUAUCCAAACUUAAGCGCGUUUUUUCAAUACUUGCCUGGAUGUCUGCGAAUAUAACAGCUCAUCAUAUUGAUGAGCCAACAGAAAUAUUUUCUCACUCCUCCAGCUACAACAAUCUGAGUCCUCUAUCAACACUUCAGCUGUUUUAUAAGCAGGAAUAUUAGUUUGUUUAUUGACAGCCCCUGGUCCCCCCAAAAAAGUUUGUAAAUAAUGCUCUCUUCCACUUGGUUGCUUUUAUUUUUUUGAUUCCAUUCCCAUGCUGGAGCCAUGUGAUACCUGAAAAUGUACAGAACCUUCAAGUCUUUCUUGGAUCCCUUCACCAUUUAAGUCAACGCCACUUUUGCAUUGAAAUAAAUAUUCCAGCCGCAUAAACUUUUAUGUUGAUCUUGAUAUAGGAGUCACCUUCUUCCUCUCAAGACUGAAACCUGUUCCUUAUAAACUGAAGUAGUUCUUCACCAGUCUCCUUUUCUUAUUUUUUUUUUUUCCUAAGUGUAAUGUUGUGCUUAAAAUUAUAUAUAUUUUUUGUUUUUAUUUUUGGCAUAAUAUGCAUCUGUGUGAUGAUAAAGUGAAA
Molecule: messenger RNA, 2405 nt
Organism: Spea bombifrons (plains spadefoot toad)
Lineage: Eukaryota; Metazoa; Chordata; Amphibia; Anura; Pelobatidae
Gene: RANBP3
Product: RAN binding protein 3
Exons: 17
Coding region: 51-1607 (518 amino acids)
Biological process (GO): protein export from nucleus
Cellular component (GO): nuclear pore; cytoplasm
Molecular function (GO): GTPase activator activity
Source: RefSeq, a predicted model, not a curated record